Messenger RNA from Harpegnathos saltator (Jerdon's jumping ant), 2044 nucleotides. RefSeq names its product odorant receptor 67b-like. Gene Ontology annotation, molecular function: olfactory receptor activity; odorant binding. Gene Ontology annotation, biological process: sensory perception of smell; detection of chemical stimulus involved in sensory perception of smell. The transcript is spliced from 10 exons. Gene Ontology annotation, cellular component: plasma membrane. NCBI's taxonomy places the organism in Eukaryota, Metazoa, Arthropoda, Insecta, Hymenoptera, Formicidae. Bases 601 to 1845 code for a protein of 414 amino acids. The record is from RefSeq and is a predicted model, not a curated record.
UGAGUGUGUAUGUGUGAACACUACUUUUUAAUGGAAUUACAUUAUAAGAAGCACAAUCGCGAGUUACAUUGCAAUUUCUUCACAAUUCUAUCGAAUCACGUUGUCCGUAUUGGUGCAUUAGAUUUCAGCGCUGCUGUAUGCGUUGCUGCAUGUUGGCACCGUAAAUAGCAAAUCGAAAUGUCCGAGAGGAGAGGAGUAGCAGCGAGUACGACAGUUCGAGCGAUAAUGAAAGCCAUAUACGAUGGAGGCAUUCGGAGCGUUGUGCUACUGCGCUUGCGUUGCGUCUUUUCCCGAGCUAUUCCAGUCCCCUUAUUUUUGCUAAAAAAGUAAUGUCGUGGCAAUUUCGCGAUUGUCCCCACUCAAUGAAGUAAUAAUGCAGGAAACAGCAUUAUGGAGAUUGUCUCAGUCUGUAUUACCUCGAAUAACGCAAGGCUCCGGUUGUUUGAUUUUCUUCGCCACUAUCUCGCGAAUACUUCGAUGCCUGAAGGCUGAAAAAUUAGCACGACGGUGUUCGCGGUGUGAGAUAGAAACGAAACGACACGAGGAACGGGUAUAACGUCGGUUGUGAAAAAACCGUCGUAACCAUCACGUUAUCGCCAGAUGCUCAUCAUCGAGAAGCCGCAUUACAGGAUUAAUCGCUGGAUCCUUUUGAUAAGCGGCGUACUACCGUGCGAAAGUUCGAUGCUCGCGACAGCGCAGAAGUUGUUCUUCUACAGCAUACUCGCGAGCACGUUUUACGUUCAGCUGACUGUGUUUAUCACGCAUGAGUUGAGCGCGAUUCAGUUCAUCGACUUUUUGACAUUCAUGUUUCCAACCAGCGUGGUGAUGAUCAAGUACUAUUACUUUUAUCUCAACACGGAACUCGUGACGCGGUUAUUGGAAACUGUUCAAUCCGAUUGGAAUUCAUUAAAAGAUGAGCGUGAACGCGAGAUAAUAGAAAAAUACGCCGUAGAAGUGAAAUUUCUCACUAUGACUAUGACGGUAUUUUGUUGCAGCAUGGUGGUUGGAUAUUUGAUACUGUCAGUAACGCCUUAUAUAUUUAGCGUUUAUUCGUCGCACAACAAUACUUUCGCGUCCUGCAUGUACGUCCCAUUCGAUUAUUGUAUCGAUCGAGAGAAAUACUUUUAUAUUAUAUUAACGCACUUCAUCUUGUUUUUGAGUAUUGGAUCCAUAGGGGUUGUAGCUAUGGCUACGCUCAUGGCAUUGUUCUUGAAACAUGCCUGUGGUUUAUUAAAGAUCGCCAGCUAUCGACUUGAACGUGCAAUGAACACAAAGGAUAUACAGCAAACCUCAUCGUUAAUGAAGGAACGUAUUAUGCGUGUGAGGGUGAUGCAAGCUGUAAACAUUCAACAGCAAGCGCUAAAUACAUCUACCGAGAAAUUUGAGAGAUUAUUUCGAUUUCGAAGGUUCACGAGUCGUGUCAUGUCUAAUUUUGCGCUAUUGUAUUUUAUUCUAAUCGUGAUAGGCGCGGGUUCUAUAAGUAUCUGUAUGUUUCGAAUUAUUUAUACAUUACAAACGACCUGCGAUUGGCGUGAGCUCUUCGUGAUCAUAGCGAUGCUGAUGGCACAUUUCAUAUACAUGUUCUUUGCGAAUUAUAUGGCACAAGAGGUCACAGAUCACUGCAACAAUCUAUUUCUCGCGGCCUCGAUGUGGUACGUAGCUCCACUUCGAGUUCAGAGAUUAAUAUUGUUCCUUCUACAGUACGGCACGAAAAAUUACACUAUCGUCAUUGGUGGCUUUUACGUCAGUUCACUCGAAGGUUUUACCACGCUAUUGAGUACAUCUCUGUCGUAUUUCAUGGUAAUUUAUUCCACGCAAAUAAAUGAUGAGAAAAUACGGGAGUGAGCCUUUCAGGAAUUUACCAUUACAAACGGUGUAAUUAUGCAUCAUGACUCUAAACCAUCGUCAAAUUGAAAUCGUAAGCACAUUUCAGCAACGACGAUAUAAUAAAUGAUAAUGUCCAGCAAAUUAAAAAUAAUUUCCAGAAUUUUGUAUCACUGCGUGUCUGUACAAAUAAAUGAUGUCUUGCGGCAAUUUGUGUUUA